Archocentrus centrarchus (flier cichlid) is the source of this 4909-nucleotide messenger RNA. It is a transcript of the gene mib1, whose product is annotated as MIB E3 ubiquitin protein ligase 1. Gene Ontology annotation, biological process: protein ubiquitination; endocytosis; Notch signaling pathway. Gene Ontology annotation, molecular function: zinc ion binding; protein binding; ubiquitin-protein transferase activity. Gene Ontology annotation, cellular component: cytoplasm. The coding region runs from base 685 to 3804 and encodes 1039 amino acids. The record is from RefSeq and is a predicted model, not a curated record. Lineage: Eukaryota; Metazoa; Chordata; Actinopteri; Cichliformes; Cichlidae. The transcript is spliced from 22 exons.
UGUUUUCCAACCCUCGCGUCUUCGUGCUUUGUCGUCCACCUCCGGAGCUAGUUGUUGCUUGUCUGAGGGGUGAUUGACUAUAAUGGCGACGCGAUUAUUUUGAGUUGAGUCUAUGGCACCGUCUCUGGUUGACAAAGGGGGCAUCUUGGAGAGGUUUUUUUCUGCACCGCAGACUACAGUAGUAAGGAUAAGCAACCGCGAAAGGAAGCACAUUCACCCCAGCCACAAGGAGGCAGGGGAGCUUUAAUCCCGCUAGCAUUACGAUAGCUAGCAACUCCGCUUACUAGCCUGCUAAGUUGAAGAGGUGGGAUUCAAGUGUAUGGACUGGAGGAGAGGGACAGCCAGUUUGCAGAGUACUGAGAUUUGUCUCCGCUAGCGGUUGGCUACUUUACAAGCUUUUGGGGUAUUCACUUUCUCAUUGCCAGAGGCAACACUUCGGAGGCACUAGCGUGAGGUUGACGCUAGCUUGUAAUAGUUUUUGGGAGAGGAUCCAGAAUCCUUUUUGGGUAGCUAACUACAGCUAGCAGGUUAGAGUUGUGGAUUGUUCCAGUCUCCUUCCUGUUAGGACUUGCUCUCACUUGCAUUUGGAAACUCUCUUCCAGCGCACACAUAGCUGGCUAGCAAAGACUGCUAACUCGCUAACUUUUUAAGGAUUGUUGUAACCUUUGCGACAUCUUUUCGUAAAUGACCACCGGGAGGAAUAACCGAGCCAUGAUGGAAGGAGUUGGAGCGAGAGUGGUCCGCGGACCUGACUGGAAGUGGGGGAAACAGGAUGGAGGAGAGGGACAUGUUGGCACCGUCAGGAGUUUUGAAAGUCCAGAGGAGGUGGUGGUUGUCUGGGAUAACGGGACGGCUGCCAACUACCGUUGUUCUGGAGCUUACGACGUAAGGAUAUUAGACAGUGCUCCAACAGGCAUCAAGCAUGAUGGAACCAUGUGUGACACCUGCCGUCAACAGCCCAUCAUUGGUAUUCGCUGGAAAUGUGCAGAGUGCACCAAUUACGACCUCUGCACAACCUGUUACCAUGGAGACAAGCAUCACCUGAGACACCGGUUCUACAGGAUCACCACCCCAGGCAGUGAGAGAGUACUUUUGGAGUCACGUCGCAAGUCAAAGAAAAUCACAGCUCGAGGGAUCUUUGCUGGUGGCCGGGUUGUGAGAGGAGUUGACUGGCAAUGGGAAGACCAGGAUGGAGGGAGUGGGAGGAGAGGAAAGGUAACAGAGAUCCAGGACUGGAGUGCAGCCAGCCCUCACAGCGCUGCCUAUGUACUGUGGGACAACGGGGCCAAGAACCUGUACAGAGUUGGCUUUGAGGGAAUGUCGGACCUGAAAUGUGUCCAGGAUGCCAAAGGAGGGACAUUUUACAGAGACCACUGUCCGGUCUUGGGUGAGCAGAAUGGCAACAGAAAUCCUGGUGGCCUUCAGAUUGGAGACCUGGUCAACAUUGAUUUGGAUCUUGAGAUUGUCCAGUCUCUCCAACAUGGACAUGGAGGAUGGACUGAUGGCAUGUUUGAGACGCUCACCACCACCGGCACAGUGUGUGGCAUCGAUGAGGAUCACGACAUUGUGGUUCAGUACCCCAGUGGGAACAGAUGGACAUUCAACCCAGCAGUGCUGACAAAGGCCAACGUAGUGCGCAGUGGCGAAGUUGCAGCCGGCGCAGAAGGAGGCAGUUCCCAGUUCCAUGUGGGAGACCUGGUCCAGAUCUGUUAUGACAUUGACCGCAUCAAGUUACUGCAAAGAGGCCAUGGAGAAUGGGCUGAAGCGAUGCUGCCUACCCUGGGCAAGGUAGGCCGUGUGCAGCAGAUCUACUCUGACAGUGACCUUAAGGUUGAGGUUUGUGGGACAUCUUGGACGUAUAAUCCUGCUGCCGUCACCAAGAUCGCCCCCUCUGGCUCUGCUGUCAGCAAUGCCUCUGGAGAACGCCUGUCUCAGUUGUUGAAGAAACUGUUUGAGACGCAAGAGUCUGGGGACAUCAAUGAGGAGUUGGUCAAGGCAGCAGCCAAUGGAGACCUGGCCAAAGUCGAGGACAUUCUUAAGAGACCUGAUGUGGAUGUGAACGGGCAGUGUGCUGGACACACCGCUAUGCAGGCAGCCAGUCAGAAUGGUCAUGUGGAUGUCCUAAAGCUGCUUCUUAAACACAAUGUGGACCUGGAAGCUGAGGAUAAGGAUGGAGACCGAGCAGUGCACCAUGCAGCCUUUGGUGAUGAAGGCUCUGUCAUUGAGGUGCUGCACAGGGGCGGUGCAGACUUGAAUGCCAGGAACAAGCGAAGGCAGACUCCAUUACACAUAGCUGUCAACAAGGGCCAUCUACAGGUGGUUAAAACCCUUUUGGACUUCGGCUGCCACCCUAGCCUUCAAGAUUCAGAGGGUGACACACCUCUGCACGAUGCUAUUAGUAAGAAAAGAGAUGAUAUGCUGUCAGUGCUGCUGGAGGCUGGUGCUGAUGUCACCAUCACCAACAAUAACGGCUUCAAUGCUUUGCAUCAUGCUGCCCUGAGAGGAAACCCCAGUGCCAUGCGUGUGCUGCUAUCCAAACUACCGAGGCCUUGGAUUGUAGAUGAGAAGAAGGACGAUGGUUAUACUGCACUGCACCUGGCUGCUCUCAACAACCACGUGGAGGUGGCUGAGCUUUUGGUGCACCAGGGCAAUGCGAGCUUAGACAUUCAGAAUGUCAACCAGCAGACUGCAUUACACUUGGCAGUGGAGCGCCAGCACACCCAGAUAGUUCGGCUGCUGGUACGGGCAGAGGCCAAGCUCGACGUGCAGGACAAGGAUGGGGACACGCCGCUUCACGAGGCACUGCGUCACCACACGCUGUCCCAAUUGCGGCAGCUCCAAGAUAUGCAAGAUGUCAGCAAAGUGGAGCCCUGGGAACCUUCCAAGAACACGUUAAUCAUGGGCUUGGGCACCCAGGGGGCAGAGAAGAAGAGCGCCGCAUCCAUCGCCUGCUUCCUGGCAGCUAAUGGAGCAGACUUGACCAUUCGUAACAAAAAGGGCCAGUCCCCUCUAGACCUGUGUCCUGACCCCAGCCUCUGCAAGGCUUUGGCCAAAUGCCACAAAGAAAAGAGCAGCGGCCAGGUGGGCACCCGCAGCCCGUCUCUGAACAGCAACAUUGAGUCACUCGAGGAGUGUAUGGUGUGUUCGGACAUGAAGAGAGACACUCUAUUUGGGCCCUGCGGACACAUCGCCACCUGCUCCCUCUGCUCGCCUCGCGUCAAGAAGUGUCUCAUCUGCAAAGAACAAGUGCAGUCGAGAACUAAGAUCGAGGAGUGUGUAGUCUGCUCUGACAAAAAGGCAGCAGUGUUGUUCCAGCCCUGUGGUCACAUGUGCGCUUGUGAGAACUGUGCCAGCCUCAUGAAGAAGUGCGUACAGUGCCGGGCUGUGGUGGAACGCCGCACCCCCUUCGUACUUUGCUGUGGAGGGAAAGGUAUGGAGGAUGAUGCCGCUGAUGAUGAUGAUGAUGAUGAUGAUGAUGAUGAUGACCUUACAGGGAGCUCAAACAGUAUGGCAGGGGGAUCCCAGGAUCUUCUCCAGCCCAACAAUCUGGCACUAAGUUGGUCCAGCGGAAACAUCCCGGCCCUGCAGAGAGACAAGGCAAACACCAACGUCAACGCUGACGUACAAAAGCUGCAACAACAGCUUCAAGACAUCAAGGAACAGACCAUGUGUCCAGUGUGCCUGGACCGGCUAAAAAACAUGAUCUUCAUGUGUGGCCAUGGAACCUGCCAGCUGUGUGGGGACCGAAUGAGCGAGUGCCCGAUCUGCCGCAAGGCCAUCGAACGCCGCAUCCUCCUCUACUAGAUCCCACAAGGAACUCUCUUUCUCUUCUCUUAAAGCCCACAUUGAACGCGCUCACAAUGCGGCAUCCACACCAGCUGUUGCUGCUGCUGCCAUCCUCACAGCACUCGUGUCGGCCGGCCACGACUUAUUCUAUCCCACAAAUAUUCUCUUAGUGGGUUGACUGUGUUCAGGUGGAAUUCCUGUUAAAAAACAGAGAAAAUAUGAGUUGACUGAAAUUAAUUUUGCUGUGCUGUCAUAGUGAGUACAGCCAGGAAGAAAGAUGCCUGCUUUAGUGACAUCAUAUUUUUUCCUUUAAAAAAAAAAAAAUAAAUAUAUAUAUAUAUUUUUUUUUUUUUUUUCUUUUCUUGUCUUGUCUUUUCCCUUCAUCUUCUUCCCAUCUUUCUUUUAGUGGUGUUUUCAUUUUUCCAAACUGUUUUCCUAUCUGAAGUUCAGAUUCAGAGUCUUGGAUAUGAACGGCAUUUCAAUAACUUUUGGUAUCAGUCAAAGUGAGAAGUGUGGAGGAAAUGAGGGCGGCCUGUUACCGUUUGAUGUAAAGUUCUCAUUCAUCUGCUGCAGUCAGAUUUUAUUGUAUUUGUAAAUCUUCAUGCGAGUGUAUUUGUAUCGGAAGCUUCUUCAUUUUUCACGACAGUGCGGCAGGUUUGAGACACAGUUUGCACCCUGAGCGUUGCAGCUUUGGCUCUUGCAACGUUCUGCUUACCGACUGUCCUUGCGGUUAAAAACCAAAUGUUGGCAGUUUUGCACUAGAAAAGCAGGGUUAAAUACAUUCUCCACACUGACUCCAGAGGUCCACUUGAGGUCAGUGACAGAAUGCAGAUAUAAUGGUCUAACUGCCAGGUAGCACGCUGCACCCUGUACUUUGUUUACUGAGCUGUAACGACAGCGGUGUCGUAACACCCUUUCUGCUGCGGAUUUAAAAGCUGCCGUGUAGGAAGGAUUCAAGACAAACACACAGCAGCUCUUUCAGUUUCUGUCCAGUGGAACGCCACCCCAAUUGUAACUGUUCCCACACACAAACCCACAUGAUGCAAACGUUUUUACGGCAGAAGUAACUUGUUGCAAGUUGGUAUUAAACUGUUGAGACUUGGUGGUAUUGUCUAACAAAAAA